CGCCCCGCCCCGCCGGCGCGCCCUCCCUGGGGGGACCCCGCGGCACCUGCGGCCUCCGAAACCAUGUCGGGCAGGUCGGUUCGAGCCGAGACCAGGAGCCGCGCCAAAGAUGAUAUCAAGAGGGUCAUGGCGGCUAUCGAGAAAGUGCGCAAAUGGGAGAAGAAGUGGGUGACUGUGGGUGACACAUCCCUGCGAAUCUAUAAGUGGGUCCCUGUGACAGAGCCAAAGGUGGACGAUAAGAACAAGAACAAGAAAAAGGGCAAAGAUGAGAAGUGUGGCUCUGAGGUGACCACGCCGGAGAACAGCUCCUCCCCGGGGAUGAUGGACAUGCACGAUGAUAACAGCAACCAGAGCUCCAUAGCGGAUGCCUCCCCGAUCAAACAGGAGAACAGCAGUAACUCAAGCCCUGCUCCAGAGCCCAGCUCAGCCGUGCCCGGCGAAGGCACUGACGCUAAGGCAGACGAGACCCAGGCCGAUGGGAAGGAGCUCCCUGGGGUGGAAGAUGCUUCUGACGAGCAGAAUUCGCAGUCUUCAAUGGAAAACUCGAUGAACAGUUCAGAGAAAGGUGAACGGCAGCCAUCUGGAGACGCGGGUCUAGCUGCAGAGAUGUCCGCAAUCUCUCAGGUACCUCGAUCGAGGUCUCAGAGGGGCGGCCAGAUCAGCCGGGAGCCCGCUGGGGUGUCGGGGGAUUUGGAAGGAGUGCCACCCUCGAAGAAGAUGAAACUGGAGGCCUCGCAACAGAACUCUGAAGAGAUGUAGACACUAUGUUCAGUCCUGCUGUCCAUGUUUCACGGGAGAUCCCUCUGCAGGCUGAAUCCUAGAACAACUUCACCUGAGCAAUUCCUCUCGGGUGCAGACAGGACUACUAACUUUCCAAGUUUACCAAGUGCAAAUCCAAGAAAACCCAGAACAGCGUAACUUCUCAGACACUGAAGAACUUUCUGCUGUGAAGCAAAACACUCGAGUGUUGAAGGGACUGUCCUUGGGAAGAUGGGGUUGACAGCUCAGGAGUGUCUGCACACUGUCUCUGAAGCCAAGAUUACAUUUGUGUUGCUGCUGUAUUGUUUUGUGUCCCCCCCCCCCAACUUCUGUAUUUAACGAUAUAAGCUAUUCGAGGGUGGUACCGAUCAGGGAAUCGGUUUUCGUCGGGGCUUUUCACUGUUCGCCCGAUUCCUCCCGCUUUCUUUUUUUGUGCCUUGUGCCCUUGAGGUGACCUCUGGCAUGUUUUCCUGGUUGUUUUGCAUCUCCCUUUGCAAAGUGCCCUCAGUUUUGUCCAGGCAGCUGGUGCCACCGUCCUCACACCUCUCUCCUCCCUGACCCGGGACUUCAGCUGGAGCGGAGCAGGCAGGGAGGAGGGGGACCCGAGGCCUCGCAAGGGCAGGACCUCCUUGGCCGCCCGAUUUGCAGCUGCAGGGGUGUCGGGCAAGCCCUGGGCCCUGGGCCCCAAGUCCGAGGAGCCUUGGAUGUCGGGGCACUGCCGCCAAGGGCUGGCUUCUGGAUGUGCUCUCUCGCUUCCUCGGGGCAUCUGGGGCCGGCGUUUCGAAGGCCACCGCGGUGGCCCAGACGGACACGCAGAGCCCUUCAAUUGCUCUGGCACUUGCACCCUCCCCGCACCACACGGCUUUCUCCCACACCUCCGAAGAGGAAGUGGCUUCUGUGGCUGACUGCAGGAUUGUCUCCUUAGGACGGUAAAAGGGCUGAGGAGGCUGGGAGCAGACAGCAGGAAGAGCUGGUGCUGAACUUGCUGUCAUGCGAUGUUGCCUGGAUUUCAAAUCCGCAGUAACCUGCUACCCUCUGCCUCCCCCCGCCCCCCCCCCCACCACCACUCGGCAAUCCCCCCAUCCCCGCCCCGGGGGAGGCAAGAUUGCAGAGUGUUCCUGACGCUCAGAGCCAACAGUCUGAUGGCCUCUCGCUCCCAGGAUGCACUCACAGCCCCCACGGGGGGAGCAGACCCUGAGGAUUGGGCCUCAAAGGCCAGAAGCAAGGCACCAAGGAGUGGGAUGCUCUACACUCCUCCAGAAAGGGGUGAUCGAGUCCUCUCUCCUCGCCCCCGUCCCCUGCCUGUGCCGGGACACCUUCCUCUCACUAAAAUGGAGAUACCCCCUUGGAUGAACUGCCUGAUUGUUUGGUUCUGAGGCCUGGUUUGCUCUUAAUUCCUAAAUGGACUCCUCGGACCUUAACCCUUUUCCUGAGCUUUCUUUACUGCACUGGAGUUCCAACUCCCUUUGAGUUGAGUGAGGGGGUGGGCGGGUUGGGGGAGAGGGUUGUUUUGUUUUGUGGUUUUUUGUUUUGUUUUGUUUUCGUUUUUGUUUUGCUGAUUGGUGCAUAUUCAGGUACCACCUUUGAUACCUUUGACGUGUGGAUCUCUCUCCUGA
Messenger RNA from Callorhinus ursinus (northern fur seal), 2375 nucleotides. RefSeq names its product BAF chromatin remodeling complex subunit BCL7A (gene BCL7A). The record is from RefSeq and is a predicted model, not a curated record. Lineage: Eukaryota; Metazoa; Chordata; Mammalia; Carnivora; Otariidae.